AGAAUGACUCAGUGGUAUCAGCUACAACAACUUGAUUCCAAGUUUCUGGAACAAGUCCACCAGUUGUAUGAUGACAGCUUUCCUAUGGAAAUCAGGCAGUACCUGGCUCAGUGGCUGGAAAAACAGGACUGGGAGCAUGCAGCCAACAAUGUGUCCUUUGCAACGGUGCUAUUCCAUGACCUGCUCUCACAGCUUGAUGAUCAGUUUAGUAGAUUCUUCAUAGAAAACAACUUUUUGCUGCAGCACAACAUAAGGAAAAGCAAACGUAAUCUUCAGGAUAACUUCCAAGAAGAUCCAAUACACAUGGCAAUGAUCAUUUACAACUGCCUGAAAGAAGAGAGGAAAAUCCUGAACAGUGCCCAACUGUCAAAUCAGAUGGAAGUGGGGAGCGCACAGAACACUGUGAUUGGGAUGCUGGACAAACAGAAGGAGCUGGAUGCAAAAGUUAGGGCUGUGAAAAAAAGCGUUACAGAUGUGGAGCAAGACAUCAAGACAUUAGAGGAUACGCAAGAUGAAUACGACUUCAAAAACAAGACUUUGCAGAACAGAGAGCACGAGUCCAAUGGGAUGUCACAGGAUGACUAUAAAAAAGAACAGAUGCAUCUCAGGAAGAUGUUACUGUCACUUGACUUCAAGAGAAAGGAAGUGGUGAACAAGAUAGGGCAGCUGCUGAACGCCACAGAGCACACACAGAGUGCUCUUAUUAAUGAGGAGCUGGUGGAGUGGAAACACAGACAACAGACUGCAUGCAUUGGUGGCCCACCCAAUGCUUGUCUUGACCAGCUACAGAACUGGUUCACCGUUGUUGCUGAAAGCCUACAGCAAGUUCGUCAGCAGCUCAAAAAGCUGGAGGAACUGGAACAGAAGUUUACCUAUGAAUCUGAUCCCAUCACAAAAAACAAACAAGUUCUGCAGGACAGAACCCACAGCCUUUUCAGGCAGCUCAUCCAGAGCUCCUUUGUGGUGGAGAGGCAGCCUUGCAUGCCAACGCAUCCUCAGAGGCCUUUAGUCCUGAAGACAGGAGUACAGUUUACUGUAAAACUGAGGUUGCUGGUGAAGUUGCAGGAGUUGAACUACAACUUGAAAGUGAAAGUUUUCUUCGAUAAAGAUGUAAGUGAGAAGAACUCAGUCAAAGGGUUCAGGAAAUUUAAUAUUUUGGGAACAAACACAAAAGUAAUGAACAUGGAAGAGUCUACUAAUGGCAGCCUAGCAGCAGAAUUCAGGCACUUGCAACUGAAAGAACAGAAGAAUGCAGGAAGCAGAACAAAUGAGGGCCCUCUCAUUGUAACUGAGGAACUCCACUCUCUGAGUUUUGAGACACAGCUGUGCCAGCCUGGCUUGGUAAUAGACCUGGAGACCACAUCGCUUCCCAUAGUUGUGAUCUCAAACGUGAGCCAGCUGCCAAGCGGAUGGGCUUCCAUCCUGUGGUUCAACAUGCUGUCUGCUGAGCCCAAGAACCUGUCCUUCUUUCUGAAUCCACCUUGUGCCAAGUGGUCUGUCCUCUCUGAAGUUCUGAGCUGGCAGUUUUCUUCUGUAACAAAGAGAGGACUUAAUGCAGAUCAGCUGAGCAUGCUGGGAGAGAAGCUACUUGGGCCAACAAGUGGAGGAGCUCAUGAUGGCCUCAUUCCUUGGACAAGAUUCUGCAAGGAAAAUAUAAAUGAUAAAAAUUUCCCUUUUUGGCUGUGGGUUGAGGGAAUCCUGGAGCUUAUUAAGAAACACCUCCUGUGUCUCUGGAAUGAUGGCUGCAUCAUGGGUUUCAUCAGCAAGGAGAGAGAACGUGCUCUGCUGAAGGACCAGCGGCCGGGAACCUUCCUGCUGAGGUUCAGUGAGAGCAGCAGGGAGGGAGCCAUCACCUUCACCUGGGUAGAAGGAUCUCAAAAUGAGCCCCAGUUCCACUCCGUAGAGCCAUACACCAAGAAGGAGCUCUGUGCUGUCACCUUCCCUGACAUCAUCCGCAACUACAAAGUGAUGGCAGCUGAAAACAUUCCUGAAAACCCCCUGAGGUUCCUGUACCCAGACAUACCCAAGGACAAUGCCUUUGGCAAGUACUACUCCAGGCCAAAGGAGGCACCAGAACCAAUGGAUUUGGAUGGUCCCAAGGGAAACGGCUACAUCAAGACGGAGUUAAUCUCUGUGUCUGAAGUUCACCCUUCCAGGCUCCAGUCUCCUGAAAACCUGCUCCCCAUGUCUCCUGAGGAGUUUGAUGAGGUGUCUCGGAUGGUGGGCCCAGCAGAGAUCGAUACUGUGAUGUGUUCAGCCUAUUCAACUUAAAGGUUGAGCUUUUCUCUGCAGCAUUAGCACAGCUGACCAGCUUAUGCAUCCUGCUCUGCAGUCAAGGACUCAGUGACACCUUUCAAUUCUUUGGUUUCUCAACCUGAAGGUCCAGCAGCAGUUUUUUAUCUAAUGGGCAUAUAAGCAGCAGGCUGAGCAGCCUCCUGAGCAGGCACUGGGGUUGGUGGUUUUUUCAGUUGGCU
Dryobates pubescens (Downy woodpecker) is the source of this 2474-nucleotide messenger RNA. It is a transcript of the gene STAT1, whose product is annotated as signal transducer and activator of transcription 1. The record is from RefSeq and is a predicted model, not a curated record. Lineage: Eukaryota; Metazoa; Chordata; Aves; Piciformes; Picidae. The transcript has 23 exons. Gene Ontology annotation, biological process: regulation of transcription by RNA polymerase II; defense response; cell surface receptor signaling pathway via JAK-STAT. Gene Ontology annotation, molecular function: DNA-binding transcription factor activity, RNA polymerase II-specific; RNA polymerase II cis-regulatory region sequence-specific DNA binding. The coding region runs from base 4 to 2271 and encodes 755 amino acids.